GACGUCACAGAUCUUAUGACCUCCAUUGCGGACAUAUUGAUAGAACUGCGGAAAAAGUCGUCACAGAUAUCCUGGCAAAAACUGUAAAUAGCAGUGUGAGUACUUGCCACCACCACUUGAAAACUUAUCUUACAGUAUUUUAGAUUUUUCAACUGGAUAGUAUAUCUUAUAAAGAAGACACAUAAUGACUUCAAGAAAGAAGGUCCUCCUUAAAGUUAUCAUACUUGGUGACAGUGGAGUUGGCAAGACUUCACUCAUGAACCAGUAUGUCAACAAAAAGUUUAGCAAUCAGUACAAAGCAACUAUUGGUGCAGAUUUCCUCACAAAAGAAGUCAUGGUUGAUGACAGAUUUGUCACAAUGCAGAUAUGGGACACUGCUGGGCAAGAAAGGUUUCAGAGCUUAGGUGUGGCCUUCUACAGGGGGGCAGACUGCUGUGUACUGGUCUUUGAUGUCACAUCACCCAAUUCUUUCAAAUCACUGGACAGCUGGCGAGAUGAAUUCCUCAUCCAAGCUAGUCCUAGAGACCCUGAACACUUCCCCUUUGUCGUAUUGGGCAACAAGGUUGACUUGGAUAACAGAAUUGUUUCUGCCAAGAGAUCUCAAAGCUGGUGUGACAGCAAAAACAGCAUCCCAUACUUUGAGACCAGUGCAAAGGAAAGCAUCAAUGUUGAACAGGCCUUCCAAACAAUAGCCAAGAAUGCCCUUGCACAAGAACCUGAUGAUUCAACGUACCAGGAUUUCCCCAGCCAGAUCAAACUUGAUAAUGACAACAAGGGAAAAUCAGAAGGAUGUGCAUGCUGAGGAAUGCCUACAUCAUAUGAUUUACCCCAUGUUUUUAUUUUUAUUUCUUUAUUUCUUUGUUCCUGGUAAUUAUUUUUCUAUUUAUUCUUUUAUUCCCUUUUUUGUUCAUUGAAAUGUUUGUUAUUCAAAUUUGGAGAAUAUAAUACAUUUCAUCAAGAAUUAUCCCAGCUGUAAAUAAUAGCUUCCCAUUUAAUAAUUCUUAUGUGUUAGAACUCUGUUUCGCCUUUGUAUUAUCUCAAUUAUCACUUUUUUCACAUUCUUUAUAGCAUACUCAUGCAUCACCUUUUUUCAUUACUUCUCUUUCAUUAGAAUAUGGUGUAUAGCUUUAUUUGGGCUGGUGUAGCAUUAUUUUUACCACAUGAUCUAUGUUUUUAAUCAUGAUGUAAUACUGUAAAUCUACAAAUGGAACCGUUUUCAUAGGCUUGUAGCAUAUAUUGUAUUGUUUUGACAAUGGCACAGUGCUAUAAGUAAUUUCUAUAUCUAGUCUUGUGUUAUCAUUAAAUGAUAAAUUUUAAAUUUCCAAGAAAAUUUAUGCUCACAAAUCUAGAUUUCAAUCUUCAUCUCAAAUCAAUAUUUUGUGUUUUUGUUCAGUAUGUAUGUGUGUGUUGGGAAGCAUAUUUACAGCUGGGGAAAACAUUUACAUGCUUUGCUACAUGUACUAUAGCAUGUAUCAUGUUUGUUUAUUUUACCCCAUUUAUCAUGUCCUUUUGUAUAAUGACAUGUUAUAUUGUAGAAUAUAUGUAUACUCAUAAAUAAUGUUUUUUGGAAAGAAAUCUCAUUCAGUCAGGCGGAAUUGAAAGAAUGAGGGGAAAAUUGUUAUGAAACAGAGCAAAAACAUGGAAAAGAAAAAAAAAUAGUCAAAUUACAUUUAUAUUAUAAUGAGGAAUGUGUUGUGAUACUGUAAUUAAUAUUGAUGAUAGGUUGUACAAAGCACACAUUACAUUAUGUACAUGAAUCAAUAAUGUGUUAAAGUGAAUGACUGCAAAGAAAUGAAUGAACAUUUAUAUCAAAUACAUGUAAGUAUCCUUGUAAAGGUUGUUUGCCAGAGUUAAUUUCCUCUCUUUGUCUGUUCUCUUGUCUGUACUAUGCUAGUGCAGAAAAUAUAAUUGGUGAAGAGAAAAAUUAAAUCUUCUGUAGCAGAAGAUGAAGUGGUAUAUUUUGAAUUAUAAAUACUCCAUUGCUCCCUUUAUGCCUCUUUCAAACACCCCCUUCCUACAAUUAAUGGACGGGGAUCAUACAAGUUAUUUGCAUGUUUAUGCAAUCAUUAGUGAUUAAUAAAAAAAGUGACCCCUGAAAAAAAAUCUAAAUAGAUGUAUGAGACAAUAAAGAACAUACUUCUCGAAACAUGAAUGUAUGUUUCCUCCACCCUAAGAAUUGAAUGUUUUGACUUACACUUCUUGGGUUAUAUUGCAUGUAGUGUAUGGGUAGGUUGGUAAAUACUUAUCACAAUGGGCUAUUCUUUUUAAUAUUAUCUGUUGUGAGUCGGGCCAGUGGCUUUCAUAUUGUUCUGUCUGUAAUUGCAUUUUAGUAUAGGAAGUUCCAUGACAAAAAUCUAAUAUAGACUUUCGGAUAAAAACAGUCAAUAAUAAUAAUAAAUGCAUUUUAUUAGGCUCCAUAUCCAUCUCGUAAAGAGAUGCUCAUUAUAUGAUCAUAGCAUUAACAGUUAAUCAUAUUUGAACUAAAUCCAUCAAUAAUAAGCCCAGUAUCUUAAUAAUAAAAAAAGAAAAUAUUGAAAUGUAUGUUUCAUAUACUUUUGCAGGAGAUUAUGUACAUUGAGGUUUUUUCCAGCCUAGUUCUCUAGCAUCUACAUGUAUAGGCUGUUGUGAGGCAGCCAAUGAUACCAGCUAUUGUAUGGAAAUUUGCACAUGUGUUUUUUUUUUGUCAAAAUAAGACAAACAUGUCUGAAUGUAUAUAAAAGUGAUUUUGAUUGAUAUUUAAACAACAGCAAAAUGAUAGAUAUACAGUGCAUCCCACAAAAAAGGAAACCCAUUUUCAGAGAAAGAUUUCACAAUUAUUAAAUAUGUUUUUACUUUAAAUUUGAUACUCAUGGCAAGAGUGGAAUCUCUUAUCGAAUUUGAAACCACAGCUUAGCAAAUAGUUCACGCAUGGCCAAUUACAAACAAUAAAUAUUGAGGCAUAUCAGUAACGAUUUGUGCAGAAACUCACGUGUGAAUCUGAAUCAACUCUAAUUUCAGUGAUCCGUGAGAGAAUCUUAACAAAGAAUACAAAAGAAAUGCUAAUGAGUCAAUCGUCGAAUAAGCACAUUUUGUCACGAUCCAUUCCUGUCCAAUUUUUAUGUGCAACAUGGUUUUGACAUUAAAAUUUCUAACUCGUUUUGCUCCUUAAUGCAUGAGUGUUCGUGACAUAUUAGGUAUCAAAAUAAAGAGGAAUAAAUAAAUUAUAUGAUACUAUAAAUUAUAUAUUGUAGUUUAUUUUCCUUUGAAGAAAAAAGACAUGGGAAUCCUGGUUUCCUUUUUUCUGGGACACACUGUGUAGUGUUAUAAAAAUUGGAAGUUAUAAAGCUAGAAUAAGAUCAAGACUGAAUACAUCAUGUGUACUCAUUACACUUAAAAUUCCUUUAAAGUGGUUAGACGCACUUCUUUAAUUUCUAUUUCUCUUUUAUUAUUUUAUUUCAUUUUAUUUACAUCUUGACACAGAAUGGGAGAUGUGUAUCGGAAUUGGUACUUGCUUGAUACUUGUAAUUGAGUACAUGUCAACUUGAGAAUAGGUGCAAUACAUGUUCAAGCAGAGGAAACUAAACAGUUCAUAAUCUGUUCUUAAUGAAAGAAUUAUUUUAUCAAUUAUUCAGUUAAUCAAUUUCUAGAUUGUUUCUAAUAGAAUUGAUUUCAGUUCUAUGAUUUAGUAAUAUUUUGGUGUUAUUACGCAGAAGAGUAUGUGAGAUGAAUGUAAUUAUGAGCAAAAAGGGUUUUAUGAAUUAACAUUCCACUUACAAUGUUAAAGUAAAUUUACGAUAUUCAAAAAUUUAAAAAUUAAUGUGUUAUGGAAGGAUUGAUAUUGAAAAUGACCAUUAUAAACAUAACUCUGGAUUCAAUACUGAUCAUGCUAGAAUGUCUUCAAACAUUUAUAUUGAGAGGGAAGAACUGAAAAGUAUGCCCACUUAUAUUUCAGUGGUAAAUUUGAAAAACAUACCAAGUAUGUCUAAUACUGUGAUAGUUUUAAGGGCUUUAGAAUGUACCAAUUUGUAUAAAUACAUGUAUACUAUGCUGUGUACAGAUAAUGUGCUAUAUUAUAUACUUAACAACAAAUGAAGAUUUGAUUGUAAUUUCUAUGUUUGUACUUUUCCUGUGCUUUGGAUUAACUACUUCAAAAUGCUCCAUGUACAGAAAGAUUUCAAUUUAAAUGACACACCUCUAUUUGAUGGAGAGGUUAUGUAGAACAUGACCAUAUCUGGAGGGUGUUUCAUAAAACUGUUCAUAAAGUUAUGCACAACUUUACGCAUGACUGGAACAUGUUCCUAGGUAAUAAUUAAUUACAUAGGGCUAUCACAUAGCACAAGAAAGGAUCACCAGUCAGGCGUAAAAUAAUUUGUAUCUUACAAACAGCUUAAUGAAACACCCACCUGGCACCACAUAAGGCCUAAAGGUUUUCAUGGAGAACAUUACCAACAAAUUGUUGUGUUACUGGAUCAGUGUAAAAUCAUUACAGUGUAAAAUAAAUUACCAUUGAUGUCCCAAGCUGCCCUGACCCUAUUGCCUAUGACGAUAUGAAGUCAACCUUUUGCUUACUUUGUAUUACACAGGGAGGAUGUAUAAAUCUGGAUUAAAUAAAAUUAUGUAAUAGUGAAAAAAA
Lytechinus variegatus (green sea urchin) is the source of this 4612-nucleotide messenger RNA. RefSeq names its product ras-related protein Rab-7a-like. The coding region runs from base 185 to 802 and encodes 205 amino acids. The record is from RefSeq and is a predicted model, not a curated record. Gene Ontology annotation, biological process: endosome to lysosome transport; phagosome-lysosome fusion. Gene Ontology annotation, molecular function: GTPase activity; GTP binding. NCBI's taxonomy places the organism in Eukaryota, Metazoa, Echinodermata, Echinoidea, Temnopleuroida, Toxopneustidae. The transcript has 5 exons. Gene Ontology annotation, cellular component: phagocytic vesicle; late endosome; lysosome.